Vicia villosa (hairy vetch) is the source of this 1557-nucleotide messenger RNA. Its product is annotated as signal peptide peptidase-like 1. Bases 284 to 1399 code for a protein of 371 amino acids. Gene Ontology annotation, biological process: membrane protein proteolysis. The transcript has 4 exons. Lineage: Eukaryota; Viridiplantae; Streptophyta; Magnoliopsida; Fabales; Fabaceae. The record is from RefSeq and is a predicted model, not a curated record. Gene Ontology annotation, molecular function: aspartic endopeptidase activity, intramembrane cleaving. Gene Ontology annotation, cellular component: lumenal side of endoplasmic reticulum membrane; Golgi-associated vesicle membrane; cytoplasmic side of endoplasmic reticulum membrane.
AUACAUGAAAGAGAAUCAAAAAGGGAAACUUUUAGAAAGAAAGUAAAGUCGAGGGGCGAAAAUGAAAACGGAGAUAGAGUAACAUUCACUUCACUCUCAGCAAAAAGGGCGUUACCAUUCUCGUUUCAUCACAGAGAGGUUUCUCAAACCUCUUUCAACAGUCCAAGGUUGCACGGUUUUAACUGUUUAGGUUUUUACCUUCCAAAAGAAAAAUAAAAACUGUGCAGCUUUGGUUGGUUUUUACCUUACAUUGCAUGAAAGUUGGAUUUAAAGAUAAUUCUAGAUGGAUUCGCUUUGGAGACUUGUGUAUUUGCUAGAGCCUGCGCCGGUUACGCUUAUCACGACCGCAGUAGCUGUGACAUUUGGAUCUGCUUUUCGAGCUCUAAAUUAUGGGAAAGAAAUGGAGCGGAAUCGGGAUAUGUCAGAAGCAUCUAUUACGUUGGAUAGGUCUCAAGCAUUGAUGAUCCCGGUUAUGAGUUCUUGUAGCUUGCUUCUGAUGUUCUAUUUGUUCUCGUCAGUUUCGCAGCUUCUCACGGUGUUCACUUCCGUUGCUGCUGUGGCGUCCCUUUUCUUCUGCCUUUCUCCUUAUGCUGCGUGUUUGAAGACACAGUUUGGUUUGGCUGAUCCGUUUGUUUCGCGAUGUUGUUCAAAAUCUUUUACACGGAUUCAAGGAUUGUUAUUGUUUACGUGCAUUUUUACAGUGGUUGCUUGGCUUGUUUCUGGUCAUUGGUUACUGAACAAUUUGUUAGGGAUAUCUAUAUGCGUUGCAUUUGUAAGCCAUGUCCGUCUUCCAAACAUCAAGAUUUGUGCAAUGCUUCUCGUUUGUCUGUUUGUGUACGACAUUUUCUGGGUUUUCUACUCUGAAAGAUUUUUUGGGGCGAAUGUUAUGGUAUCAGUGGCAACGCAGCAAGCAUCAAAUCCUAUGCACACAGUUGCUAAUAGUUUAAGUCUUCCUGGGUUGCAAUUAAUAACAAAGAAAUUGGAGUUACCUGUAAAGAUUGUCUUUCCAAGAAACUUGCUGGGCGGUGUUGUUCCAGGGAACAGUGCAUCAGAGUUCAUGAUGCUUGGCUUAGGAGACAUGGCUAUCCCAGGUAUGCUCCUGGCUUUGGUCCUCUGCUUUGAUUAUCGCAAGAGCAGGGAUACAAUAAAUCUCAGUGAGUUGCACUCUUCCAAAGGGCACAAAUACAUAUGGUAUGCGCUGCCUGGAUAUGCCAUUGGUCUGGUUACUGCUUUGGCAGCUGGUGUCUUGACUCACUCACCUCAACCUGCACUCCUCUAUCUGGUGCCUUCUACUUUGGGACCUGUAGUUGUGAUCUCUUGGGUGAAAAAUGAGUUACUCGAGUUAUGGGAAGGAAACACUCAAAAUCUUAAUGAUAAGGACCGCGAAAUAGAAGUUUAGUAUGUUAACCGAUAGUUUAUAUCCAAAAAGAAAGUUGUAAAUUCACUGAGAAUCUUUACUGAUGAGACUCACCAAGAAAGUUGACAUUAAAAUGUUCUAGUUAUGUCUUGAUGUUUUUAUUCAUACACCAUAAAAUAAAAGGAAAGAAGUUACACAAA